Gongylonema pulchrum is the source of this 204-nucleotide messenger RNA. The record is from the annotation of a GenBank genome assembly. Lineage: Eukaryota; Metazoa; Nematoda; Chromadorea; Rhabditida; Gongylonematidae.
AUGACUCCAGAAAAUUUGAAAAAAUGUUCGCUGUGGUGGAAGGGGCUGACGUGGUUAUCCAAAGACAAGAAGGCAUGGCCACCGAGAAUUUUUGAGGAAGACAAAGAACUGUCUGGGACCGAAGACGAACAACCGAAAGAAAUGACAGUAAUCGACUCAGUUAUCGACGAAAUCCAAAAGGAUACAUGGAUUUCUUCAAGUUGA